AUGCAGCUCUCGCGCUCGUUUGCCACCCUCGUGACGCUCUCGGUGCUCGUCGCCCAUCACAGCACCGUCGCCCGGCCCAUCUCUGACCACGCCCAGCCCCAGAGCGACCUCGCGUCCCGCAGCGGAAAUGCUCCCGGCACCGAGACCAUCCCCGCCUCGGACCCUUCUCGCGCUGCGAGCCAGGCCGCUGCCUCUACGGCUGCUCCCAGCGAGGAUCAGCAGCGUCAGCAGCUGAUGAUGAUGAUCUCGCACGGCAGCGGCGGACCCAUCAAGCUGCAGACGGAGCCGCCAAGGGAAGAAAAGAAAAAGGCCGGCGAGUCAAAGGCGGACAAGAAGGGCCAGAGCAAGGGCCAGAGCGAGAAGGGCGGCGCCAAGAGCAAGGACGCAGGCGAGAAGAAGUUGACAAAGGGAAAGAGCAGGCACAGGGGCAUGGACACGGAUACGGACACGCAGAGCGGAAAAGGAAAAGGAAAGGACAGGUCGAGCACCGCCGCCACGACGGCCAAGGGCAAGAGCAAAGGCGAGGACCGUGGCCAGGACGACAAACACGGCAAGGCCAAGGCGACGACCAAGGGCAUGAGCAAGUCGCACGACGACGUCAAAAAGGCCGGCGAAGGCAAGAAGGGGAUGAACGGCCUCGUCCAGCCGACAGCCAAGGGCGCGGGAGAGACCAAGCUCCCAAAGGCCGCCGUCGCUGGGUCAGCGGCAGGUGCGGGUGCAGCCACCGCAGCCGCUGCUGCCGCUCCGCUGGCCAACCUGGCUGACGAUGCCGCCGAAGAUGCCGAUGACGAGGCCGAGCCAGAGGCGGACGAGGCGCCGUCGCGUCCCUCGUCGGCCAACUUCCCCGCCACGGUCUUCAACUCGACGUCGAGCCUCGCCUCGAACCACAGCGCGAGCGCCAACACCACGUCCUCUUCCUCGUCCACCCAGCUCCCCUCGACCGCGUCAACGGCGUCGAACGCGACGGCCCAGGCUCAGGCUCCAGCGUCGGCGAACCUGUCCUCGCUGCGGGGAGCGCUGAUCCCGCGCACGCGUUUCUGCGCGCAGCCCGAGAACAAGAACAAGACGAUCGACACCCUGACGCUGGCGCUGGUGCAGAAGGAGAAGAAGCGGCUGACCAAGCUGCGCGAGAGCCGCGAGGACAAGGGCCGCUCGCUCACCAACGCCCAGAUCCUCGCCGACGCCAAAAAGAGCGUCGACGUCGUCUUCCACGUCGUGCACGAUGGCAAGGAGGGUAACCUCACCUCGUCCCAGAUCAAUCAGCAGGUCGACGUGCUCAACUCUGACUACUCCAAGUACGGCUUCCAAUUCGCGCUCAACGCGACAAACUACGUCGACAAUGCUGACUGGUUCCGCAACGUGGCGCCGGGCAGCACGCAGCAGGACGAGCUCAAGAACGCCAACCACCGCGGCGAUGAAAAGGUGCUCAAUUUGUACAGCGUCAAUUUCUCAAACAACCUGCUUGGGUACGCCACGUUUCCGUGGGACGCGCGCGACGCCCUCAAGCAGGACGGCGUCGUGUUCCAGUACUCGACGGUGCCCGGUGGCAACGAGCUGGGGUACAAUAUGGGAAAGACAGCCACCCACGAGGUCGGACACUGGCUCGGUCUCUACCAUGUUUUCCAAGGAGGCUGCGCCGCGCCGGGCGACCUGGUCGACGACACCCCGCCCCAGAGCCAGGCCACCAGCGGCUGUCCCGCUCGGCAGGACAGCUGCCCCGGCGGCGGAGUCGACAGCAUCCACAACUACAUGGACUACUCGAACGACGAAUGCCUGACGGAAUUCACCGACGGUCAAGCGGUGCGAAUGGCGGCCAUCGUGACCGAGUAUCGGGGCCUUUAG
Molecule: messenger RNA, 1842 nt
Organism: Pseudozyma flocculosa PF-1
Lineage: Eukaryota; Fungi; Basidiomycota; Ustilaginomycetes; Ustilaginales; Ustilaginaceae
Exons: 7
Coding region: 1-1842 (613 amino acids)
Molecular function (GO): metallopeptidase activity
Source: RefSeq, a predicted model, not a curated record